AUGGCUCGCCAUUUGGAAAUUUCUGUUAAAUUCGUAUAUAUCACCUUACUGUACUAUUUACUGGCAUCUAUUGUUAAAAUUAUCGGUAUUAAAGCAAAUGAGAACAAAUUUAUGAUCAAUAAUAAUGUAACCAUAUCAAAAAAUGCAUCCACCAUUACUAUCAAUGCUACUUAUUCUGAAAAGAUAAGUGUUAAAGAUGACAUCAAGGAUGACCGUACCGCAAAAUCAUCAAAUGAAGGAAAGGUAACAAAUUUAAUAAACGAUGGCGAGAAAAUUGACCAAUCGCAAACAACUGCUGCUACAACUACUGCUGCUACAACUACUGCUGCUACAACUACUACUGCUGCUGCUACAACUACUACUGCUGCUGCUAAUACUACUAGUUGUACUAAUGAAAAUGAUACUGUUACCACCGCUGUUACCAGGCAAGAAUCAUCAAAUCAAGGAACUUUUGUAACUGAAAAAACUUCGGAAAAAACUGAGCUAAAUUCUGUGUCCGAAUCAGAAACUAUAAUGGUGUCAGAAGUGGUUUCUUCAGCGUCAACAUUUUCUACUAUAACAUCUACUUCAUCAUCGUCACCACCCUUAUCAACAUCAUUCUCAUCAUCACCAUCGUCAUUGAUAUUAUCACUUUCAUCAACGCUAACAACAACUGAAACAACAACGUCAGAAACAUCACCAACGACAAGCGUAAAUCAAAUGGCCCAAUUGAUUAGCCCUACUCUAAUUACCGAAAUCAAAGGCAAAGGCCCUAAUAUACCCCUUAUUAUUGGCCUCGUAGUUGCGUCAGUACCACUUUUAGUUGUGGCGAUAUGCGUCAUCAAAGCCGCUGUAGUCACUAUUCAUUCGAAAGUUGCUUCGACCGGAUAG
Helobdella robusta is the source of this 870-nucleotide messenger RNA. RefSeq lists its product as hypothetical. The coding region runs from base 1 to 870 and encodes 289 amino acids. The record is from RefSeq and is a predicted model, not a curated record. Lineage: Eukaryota; Metazoa; Annelida; Clitellata; Rhynchobdellida; Glossiphoniidae. The transcript has a single exon.